AUGGCCCCUAGGUCCUUUGCUGCUGCUGCGAUGGAAAUCCCGCGCCGUGGCGUGAAUGCUGCCAUGGAGAUUGAUGCUCCCCCCUCCACCGUGGACUCCGAGAUGCUCUCUGAUGGAAGCUUCCAACUGCUGGACCAACUCCCGAAGAUCACUACCAACGACUACCAGAUGGCAGCGGAUGUGGCGGAGAACCACAAGAAUGCGGAAGAUGCGGCCAGCCUCACGCUCUCGGGGGGGCAACCUUGGUUCAAGUACCCACCGGGGCCAGCUAGCAGCGGCCAGGGAUUGGGGAGCGACACUAAGGUUCUGGUGGACUUUGAGAAGGUCACGGUAGACACCUACAGCAUCUUCAACGGCGGCAAGGAACUGCCCCUGGUCCCGGCCCACAUCCGAAACAUGCUCCGAGACUUUACCUUGGGCGACCUUCGAGACUUUCUUUCUAUUUUUGGUGACCUGGAGACGCCCACUUCAUCGGCUUUCCACCGGAUCCUGGAGAGCUAUCGACUGGCGUUCAAGAACAUGCAGCAUGAAAAGAUCCUGGCGGCUGAGCACGUCAAGAAGAGGGAUGCCACGACAAUCCACAAGCUCGAUGCAGGCCGGGAGAUUUCAGAGUACAUCUGCGAGCACGGCAAGUCGCCCUGGAUCAAGCAACGAGCGGAAGGCACAUGCAUGGCGUGUGGCAAGACCGGUUCCCGCAUGCCCAUGACGAAGGACAUGGGCCUGACCCAGGCAGUCGAUGGCAUCACCUGGGUACAGGAGGCCAGCAUGAAGACUGCAGCUUCCAUCAACAUGGCCGACUUCUGUGUCCCCCUCAAGCCGCCACAGAUCAACCAGGAGAUCUCAUACUCCGACCUGGUGCCCAACAAUCAACGAGUUCUCCUCCGGGACCAAGUGAUCGAGGAAGAGGUUGAUGAUCCACUCUUCUCCAGCACCAACAUAGAAGACCGUCCUCCCUUGAAGCAGGAGUACCGCGAUGGUCAGCAGGCGCUCUUCUUUCACCCCCAAGCCACCAAGGCGCUCCGUCUCCGCGCACAGAGGAAGGAAGACCCACCAGUCAAGAAAUCCGUGGAGGAGAAGAUGGCAGACGAGGAAUAA
Molecule: messenger RNA, 1095 nt
Organism: Cladocopium goreaui
Lineage: Eukaryota; Dinophyceae; Suessiales; Symbiodiniaceae
Source: the annotation of a GenBank genome assembly